Esox lucius (northern pike) is the source of this 1579-nucleotide messenger RNA. RefSeq lists its product as uncharacterized. Lineage: Eukaryota; Metazoa; Chordata; Actinopteri; Esociformes; Esocidae. The record is from RefSeq and is a predicted model, not a curated record. Bases 399 to 1022 code for a protein of 207 amino acids. The transcript is spliced from 6 exons.
AGGGAUUUUUUAGGCCUUUGCCUGCCAUAAUAACAAAAACAAUUGGUCUAGUUUCUCUCGUGAACGAGCCAUUUCGGAGGCCCACUGUUACGAUCUUGUUUAGCUUACAGUCACUGUCAGUUUCGUAUGCCCAUGAAGAUGGCGAGCCCAGUAAUCCGCCUAAUCAACCCAGAUGCCCCUCCAGAUCAUCAACAGGCCGCAUUGGUGGCAACAAAAGAGGCCCGUUACUAUCGGGAGAAAAGGAGGCUCUUUCCCAAACCUCCACAGGAGCUGCGGAACCAGGCUACUGGCUUGGCUCAUGCAGAGAAGCUCCUUCGAGCGGAGGGUAUCCACACGCCUUCACGUCAGCUGUGCCUGGGAAAGCUGGUGAUACCAUUUGGCCAGUAUGAAAACGUCUCAUGUCACUGGCUUGUGGAAAACAAUGUGGGCUACUUGAAGUACAACUGCAGGCAAGCACCUCCAAGUGUGAUCCUUCACCAUGGCCAGGGGACGACCGUGAACUGUUAGCUGCAAGCCAGGCUGUGGAAGACACAAUCAAACAGCCCGAGCCCCCUGUCCGGCCCAAACAGCCCGAGCCCCCUGUCCGGCCCAAACAGCCCGAGCCCCCUGUCCGGCCCAAACAGCCCGAGCCCCCUGGCCAACUCACAGAGUCCCCGUCCACAGCACAGGAUCAUGAGGGUCAGCCUUUUCCCACGGAAUCACCUCUGAGUGACUCCCCUGUGGAGCUAGAGGGUUGGGUGCGUCUGUGGGAAAACCCCAAUGGCAUCCCAUCUGCGGACAUUUCCUGGCUCAAAAACCACAAUGAAAGAGGGCUGUUCACCCCCGUUCAAAUCUACAAGGACAACACUGGUGUGUUCAGGCGACGACAGGUGAUGAAAUCGGACUGCAUGUGGUUUUACCCAGAAGGACCUCCCGGCCAUGUCAGGGGUGCCCCGCCAACUCCACAGCUGUUUUUUCGUAGCCGUGUCUGUGUGGCGUCCUGUUGGAGUGUGGAGGUACUCCCUGAAGUGACCUUGAGGUGAUGAGUGUCUGGGUAGAGGACAGAACGUGCACCUCUCCAAGUCUGUCUGCCAACACCAGGUACGUUACAUCUGUGAUGUGUCGACCUGGUACAUGGUGCCCACUGAGGUAACCAGAAGCAGAGAAGGUGGCACAUUGGGUCGGUGGCUUCCGUGGGAUCCCGCUAUUUUGUCCCAGCUUAGCGAGGCUCACCAAGCUAUGUUCCCUGCCAUCCCCACCAGGAAGUGGUGAAGCAGCUGUCUGGGGAGGGUGGAGGCUCAGCUGAGUGGUUCACAAGCGUCAGAAACAAGCACUGUGAAAUAGGUUCAUUUGUGCUGACCUGUGAGGAGUCCACAGAGAAGCUGAAACCAAUGUGCCGUGGGGUCAUGGAGAGGUCCCGGCUGGCCAAUCAACCAGUCCCCAAAAUCAUGUAUGUGGACCGUGUGUUGCCGUGUGCAGGGCCCAACAGCAGUGGGGAUUUGGUUCCAGCCUUGGGUGGACAAUGGGAUGGUUGUGCAUCUGGACAUCUUUCCCUGGAUCCACAGGUUAAACUGAUGUCCCUUCCAACGAGGGUUAGGGU